Molecule: messenger RNA, 891 nt
Organism: Fomitiporia mediterranea MF3/22
Lineage: Eukaryota; Fungi; Basidiomycota; Agaricomycetes; Hymenochaetales; Hymenochaetaceae
Exons: 5
Coding region: 1-891 (296 amino acids)
Source: RefSeq, a predicted model, not a curated record
AUGAGGUGGUCACUCUGUAUCGCCUCCGCUAUCCUAAUUAUAAUACCUGUCUUCUCGACUCCCAUCCCACGAUUGAUACUACGACGGAGGGGCCUGUUCGAGGAUACACUUCAGGCGACUGAGUCAACAGUCGACGAGCUCGCUGCGAAAGUUACUAACGCACUGACAGAUAAUCCACAGCCUUGCUCCCAUGUAAAAUCGUUCUUCCGCCAACUCGCAAAUGGUGAAAAUGCAGGAGGAGUAACGACGAUUGGUGACCGUGCUGUUGCUGGUGCACGUAAGAUGCUUGGUUUGCAGUCGGCUGGUACGGCAGGACUUGUACAAAUGGUUAACGAACUUGUCGAUGGGGAAUUGUCGAACUCGACGACGACUGCGUUGGUCCAGGCUUUGUCUAAUAGCGCGAGGACGAUUGCUAGCUUGAACACAUACAAGUUCCUCCUCGACACGCAGGCGGGGUUGGCGAACCUUACGAACGGGGUCGCUCAGCUGAACGGUACGGGAUUGAAACCCGUUGAGGACCUCGCGAACCAGAUCAAGCCGGUGCUUUCUGACCUUGAGGAUACGAUCGACCAAUUUGGCGCGGACUUUAGCGUACAGAAGGUUGCUAAUCAAGCCAGCGAUAUCCAAAAGAUCCUCUCACUCGUCGAAGACGGCAACGGCAACGUCCAGAAACUCAAAGGUCUCAACAAGGAAAACCAACAAACAGUGAACCAACUCAUCGACGCUGCGCAGAACUCAAUGAACCAACUCGCAGCUGCUGCGCAACAAGCUAGUGCUAGUGCGAACUCGCCACCGGAUAUCGACCCUUCGCAGUUCACUUAUCGGAAGGGAAAUUCUUGUACGGCUGAUGGUGGGUCGUCAUCGAAGGCGAAGACGAAACGUAUAUUGUAG